Molecule: messenger RNA, 4755 nt
Organism: Anolis sagrei ordinatus
Lineage: Eukaryota; Metazoa; Chordata; Lepidosauria; Squamata; Anolidae
Source: RefSeq, a predicted model, not a curated record
CUUCUCUUCCUCGGGGCGGCCAUGAAAGGGCGGCUGCUCUUGCCCCUCCUGCUGCUGCUGGGCUGGGCGAAGGGGGACCCCCCGGAGGGCGAAUGUUCGCAGAACCCGAUCAUUGCCUUUCAAGGAACAGAUACUGUCUUGGAGCCAGUAGUUGACAGCACGGCAACCUAUAUUACCUGGAAAAAAGAAGAACACAUUGUGGCUGAGUCGGCGAUCUCUAAUAAUUUAAAUGGCAACUAUAUUAUCAAAAAUGUGUCACGCAGUCAUGAUGGACUUUACACAGCAGAAAUCGAAAUUGGACGUAAAAUAGAAUACAAACAUUUCUGUCUGAAAAUAUUAGAAUAUCUAGAACCACCUAUUUUAAACUGUUCUGAUCACAGUGAUUACAUCCAGGUAAACUGUACACCGCCUCCACAGAUAGACACCCACAAUCUUCCUGUGUCAUACUAUUGGGAAGACAGAGGAAAAGAUUUUGGUCGUGGACAGUCUAUUAUACUGCCAAUGGAUGAAAGCCUUUCUGAGAAAAUUACAUGCAUUAUUCACAUCUACAAUGUUCAGACCAAUAUGUCCAUCACGUUAACGGAAUGUCUUUCAAAAAAACCUGAUCAAGGGCGAAGUCGACUAGGACUGUGGAUUUCGUUAGUCGUUACAGUGAUAGUGAUUGCAGUGUUUGGAUUUUGUCUGUGGAAGAAAGGUUGGCGUUUGUGUGAUAUCAGGAAGCGGAAAAGCAAGGACAAAGAAGAUACAGGCAAUGCUGAUGUUUCACUGAAUGAAAUGCCGACCAAUAAUGGUCCCAGAGGUGAAUCAGAGGAUUCAAACGAUAACAGGAGCGAAGGCCAUGGUGAAGAUGUUCCGCUGAAUGAAACAACUGAUGAGAAUUCAAAAGAUGAUAGGAGGGAAGGCCAUGGUGAAGAUGAAUGAAACACCUGAUGAGAAUUCAAAAGAUGAUAGGAGGGAAGGAAAUUCUACAACUGGAAAAACUUGAAGACUGAAAAGGAGUUGGCACAGAUUUAAAGACUAGUGAUGGGUUGUGGAACUUCGUAGCAGCAGCACAGGCAAUGGUGGUGUAGUGCUUCGAACAUUGGAGACAAGGGUUUGAAUUCCCACUUGGUCAUGAAACCCACAGGGUAACCUCAGAGGGAAGACAAACCUAUCCUGAACAAAUUUUGCCAAGAAAAAAUCCUUUGUUGUUGCUUUUUAAGAGUUUCAAAUAUAUUUUUUUAAUUGAUAUUAUAUGGGUAAAGAAGUUACACAUGUUUAAAAUAUUUUUCCUUGUCCAAAAAAAAAAAUCUGCUCUGAAAUAUUACCAUCUCUGAAAAGUAGAUGGUUUCAGAUUUACCACCCGGGAAUGGUGGAGAGUUCCAUACUAUAAGAGUGGUUUGCUCUUACAGAAGAUUUCUUAGAAUCAUAGUUUGGCAGUUGUUAGAAUCAUAGAAUCACAGAGUUGGAAGAGACCUCGUGGGCAACCAGUCCAACCCCCUGCCAAGAAGCAGGAAUAUUGCACUCAAAGCAGCCCUGACAGAUGGCCAUCCAGCCUCUGUUUAAAAGCUUCCAAAGAAGGAGCCUCCACCACGCUCCGGGGCAGAGAGUUCCACUGCUGAAUGGCUCUCACAGUCAGGAAGUUCUUUCUCAUGCUCAGAUGGAAUCUGCUUUCUUGUAGUUUGAAGCCAUUGUUCCGCAUCCUAUUCUCCAGGGAAGCAGAAAACAAGCUUGCUCCCUCCUGCCUGUGACUUCCUCUCACAUGGCUAUCAUAUCACCUCUCAGCCUUCUCUUCUUCAGGCUAAACAUGCCCGGCUCAUUAAGCCACUCCUCAUAGGGCUUGUUCUCCAGACCCUUGAUCAUUUUAUUCGCCCUCCUCUGAACACAUUUCAGUUUGUCAAUAUCUCUCUUCAAUUGUGGUGCCCAGAAUUGGACACAAUAUUCCAGUUGUUGUCUAACCAAGGCAGAAAAGAGCAUGGGUAGCAUUACUUCCCUGGAUCUAGACACUGUACUCCUAUUGAUGCAGGCCAAAAUCCCAUUGGCUUUUUUCUUCCAGCUUGGGACUUUAUAAAAACGAAAUAACAUUCUGACAUUAGAUGAUUGCUUGCUUCAGUUGAUUUCCAGCUGCAGAGCUUUCUGUUUUCAUGCUUCUUCAUCCUUGUGCUGGGCAUCAGUUUCUUCCAUCUUCUUGGCAGCCACCAAAAGGAAAAGAGAUGUAAAGAUGGGCUUAAAGCUAACCUUAAAAAUUGUGGCAUAGACACUGAGAACUGGGAAGCCCUGGCCCUCAUGCAUUCUAACUGGAGGUCAGUUGUGACCAACAGUGCUGUGGAAUGCGAAAAGGCACACAUAGAGGGCAAAGGGGAGAAAUGUGCCAAGAGGAAGGUAUGUCAAGACAAUCUUUGUCGGGACUGCCUUCCAUGUGGAAAUCAAUAUCCUCACUGCAAAAGAAUAUGAAGAUUCAGAAUAAAUCUCUACAGCAGUGGUUCUCAACCUGGGGUCCCCAGAUGUUUUUGGCCUACAACUCCCAGAAAUCCCAGCCAGUUUACCAGCUGUUAGGAUUUCUGGGAGUUGAAGGCCAAAAACAUCUGGGGACCCCAGGAUGAGAACCACUGCUCUACAGUCAUCUACUGACCCACUGCCAAGAUCCUACACAUGGAAGGCAAUCAUACUCUGCCACGAGUGAUAGCCUAUGAUGAUGGCGAUGGUGAUAGCAGCCACUUUCUUCUUAACUUUGCCAUCUGCCAAUUUCCCCCUUGCACCUUCUCAUUUUUCUCCUCAGGUUGAGCCAGCUUUUGCUUAAGCUGUUUCUCUUCCUGUUCUGCCCACUCUCUAGUCUGUGAAAGUGCUAUUCAUGCUUCUGCUUCGUCUCUUCUUGUUGUUGCCUUUUCUCCUCUUCCACUUUCUGUUUUCGAUACUAUGCAGCUGCUUUUUCCUGAGAUUUUCAGAGUUACCUCUCCUUUUCCUGGGGAGUGAUCAUCAGAGGCAGGGGUCCACAAACCUUUUACACAGAGGGCCAGGUCAUAGUCCCUCAAACUGUUGGAGGACCGGAUUAUAAUUUGAAGGAAAAAAAUGAAUGAAUUCCUAUGCACAGUGCAUGUAUCUUAUUUGUAGUGCAAAAAACCACUUUAGAACAAUACAAUAAUUAAAAUGAAGAACAAUUUUAACACAUAUAAACUUAUUAGUAUUUCAUUGGAAAGUGUGGGCCUACUUUUGGCUGAUGAGAUAGGAUUGUUGUUGUUGUUGUUGUUGAUGAUGUGUUUCAGACUUAGGUUGACCCUGAGCGAGGGCCAAAUAAAUAACCUUGGAGGGCCGCAUUCAGCCCCCGGGCCGUAGUUUGAGGACCCCUGCUCAAAGGCAUGGAUGAUUUUAUUGUACUGCUUUGGCUCACAGAGCUUGGAGUUCCCUUUAGACUUUGCUUCGUAUGCAUUGUGUCACCAAAUGUCUUGAAUGGGCGGACAACCUGGGGAGUGGUCCUGAUUUUAUUGUACUGCUUUGACUCACAGAGCUAAGGGUUUGUUUUUCAAAUUGUUAAUUAGUUUUUGUGGAUCCAGAAACAAUAAGCACACUGAUGAUUGAUGAAUAAGGACAUAUUUAUUUACAGCAAAGUUGACAUAUAUGUAGAUAGAAAGCAAGAUAUACAAAACCCAGUUUCCUCUUUCUGUUGCGGGACCCCAGGAAGAGCAAGAAGGAAAACUCCGAUUUGGCCAGUUCAUGCAGUGACUGGUUUAUGCCUGCAUCGAGGUUCCAGCGAAAAAGAAAAAAAGCCUUGAAAAAGAAAAAAAGCCUUGAAAAAGUAAAAAGAAAGCCUCGAAAAAGAAAAAAAAGCCUCGCUCUUAUGCUAACCCUCCUGGGUAAUUUUCCACCAGGUACCUCUAAUGAACCAAGGCUGAGCUGAAUUCUUGAAACCAUCCUUCCUUAAAGCCAGAGGCCAGCUUGAUAACAUACUCUCCCGAUACUUCAGGCUCUCUAUGACUUUGUUCCAGCAAAGAUUUAUAGUUGUUAGGGAUUCAACCAAAACAUUCAGACCAUAUCAUGGACUCUUCCAUCUUCCACAAAAAGGUUUUCCCUACAGGGUUUCCAUAAGACUUUGCUUCUUAUGUAAUGUUUACUUAAAUGUCUUUAAUGGAGGACAACCUGGAGAGUGAUCCUUAAAUAUGUGUUUUGCUUGAUGAAUGAUUAUAGGAUCACUUUUCAUAGAAUCACAGAAUCAUAGAAUCAAAGAGUUGGAAGAGAACUCAUGGGCCAUCCAGUCCAACCCCCUGCCAAGAAGCAGGAAUAUUGCAUUCAAAUCACCCCCGACAGAUGGCCAUCCAGCCUCUGUUUAAAAGCUUCCAAAGAAGGAGCCUCCACCACACUCCGGGGCAGAGAGUUCCACUGCUGAACGGCUCUCACAGUCAGGAAGUUCUUCCUUCCUUUUGGGUCUCUAUAGGAGGGGGAAAGCUUUGAAGGCAUUCCAUUCAACAAUGAGUAAAACAGUGUUCUUAUUUGUGGGGCAAUGUUCUCAUUUUUUCUGCCCCAAUAACUAUACCCUCACAGAAUUAAUUGCUCUGUAAUCAUGACUUUAUUCACAACUACUUUUUAAACCAUUUAUGCCUCAAGUCCAUCACACUGGCCUGUCCACACCUUUCCUAGGCUGUGUCCUAAAUGCAUACAUUUUAUGUAAUAUGUACAGUGUUAAAAAAACAUAAAUUAUUGCUUUCAUCUCCUGCAAUGUACAUGUUGUUUUGGAUUACUCAGUGUUUAUUUUUUCUAUUAAACAUGUUUUAUUCCAUUUUA